CGCCAUGGCGUGGAGAGCGGCCCGGCUCCGCGUUACGGCCCCGCUGCUGCUGCGGCAACGCGGGAUCGCGUCCUGCAUCGACCUGUCUGCUGGUCUGACAGAGGAGCAGAAGGAAUUCCAAAAAGUGGCCCUUGAUUUUGCCACCAGAGAGAUGGCUCCCCACAUGGCUGAGUGGGAUGAAAAGGAAAUAUUUCCUGUGGAGACAAUGCGAAAGGCAGCCCAGCUGGGAUUUGGUGGCAUCUACGUGAAACCAGACGUGGGUGGCUCUGGAUUGUCACGUCUUGACACCUCCAUCAUCUUUGAAGCCUUAUCAACAGGGUGUACCAGCACCACUGCUUACAUGAGCAUCCACAACAUGUGUGCUUGGAUGAUUGACACCUUUGGCAAUGAGGAACAGAGGCACAGGUUCUGCCCAUCGCUCUGUAGCAUGGAAAAAUUUGCUUCUUACUGCCUUACUGAGCCAGGAAGUGGAAGUGAUGCAGCUUCCCUGCUGACCUCAGCUAAGAGGAAAGGGGACACCUAUGUCCUGAAUGGCUCCAAGGCUUUCAUCAGUGGAGGAGGUGACACAGAUAUAUACGUGGUUAUGUGUCGCACAGGAGGCCCAGGCCCCAAGGGCAUCUCCUGUGUGGUGCUGGAGAAGGGGACACCAGGCCUCAGCUUUGGCAAGAAAGAGAAGAAGGUGGGGUGGAACUCUCAGCCAACUCGGGCUGUGAUUUUUGAGGACUGUGUUGUUCCUGUUGGCAACCGGCUGGGAGCUGAAGGGCAGGGCUUCAACAUUGCCAUGAAGGGUCUGAAUGGAGGCAGGAUAAACAUUGCUUCUUGCUCAUUAGGAGCUGCUCACGCCUGUGUUCUUCUGGCUCAGGAGCAUCUCACUGUCCGCAAGCAGUUUGGGGAACCUCUAGCAAACAACCAGUACCUGCAGUUCAGGCUGGCAGAGAUGGUGACGCGCCUGGUGGCCGCGCGGCUCAUGGUGCGCAGUGCUGCACGCGCUCUGCAGGACGGACGGGAAGACGCAGCCGUGCUGUGCUCCAUGGCCAAGCUGUUUGCUACUGACGAGUGCUUUGCGAUUUGUAACCAGGCUCUCCAGAUGCACGGCGGCUAUGGCUACCUGAAGGAUUAUGCAGUGCAGCAGUUUGUGCGAGACGUCAGAGUCCACCAGAUCCUGGAAGGUACCAACGAGGUGAUGCGGAUGAUUGUGGCCAGGAACCUGUUACAGGGGUGAAGCCAGGAGCAAAAUCCCUCUGUGGAAACAGCCUGCCUGCCUUACAGCUGGGCAGCACCCACACAGCCACAGCUGUGCUCUGUGCCUGGCGUUGUGCUGUGCAGCCUGAAGAUGUCAAUCACAGCUCCGAACAAGAGCCUCUGUCCCCAGAUCGUGGCUGUGGGCUGCCAUCCAUCCUGCAUGGAAGGAGAUCCCAAGCUGCAGGCAGAGCUGGAGGCACAGCCUGACCGCUUGGAACCAUUCUACCAAUUAAACCUUAAUUCAAAGGAACUAAUCGCUCUGCUUAAAACCCCAUCCUGGAGGCGAGGGGCAGCGCUGCACACCAGCUAACCACGAGCACAGCCCUCUGACCCGCAGCAGCAGCGUUUAUGGAGGAGCUCCCGUUGCUCGGCAGCACUCCUUGCAUCCCUGCACGCAGCCCAGCACGCAGCCCUCGGAUCGGAGCUCCUGCUGCGGGAGUACAAAUGUUGGCAAAUCCAAUUUCUUCCCCGCAGUUGUAAUCAGUAAAGCUGCAACGGUAAAUUGAU
Molecule: messenger RNA, 1749 nt
Organism: Centrocercus urophasianus (Greater sage-grouse)
Lineage: Eukaryota; Metazoa; Chordata; Aves; Galliformes; Phasianidae
Gene: ACAD8
Product: acyl-CoA dehydrogenase family member 8
Exons: 11
Coding region: 5-1222 (405 amino acids)
Biological process (GO): lipid metabolic process
Molecular function (GO): flavin adenine dinucleotide binding; acyl-CoA dehydrogenase activity
Source: RefSeq, a predicted model, not a curated record